AUGUCGAAUAAAGCCGAUAUACUCUUGCCAUUAACAUGGGUUCUAUGUACUCUCAGUGCGGGCGUGGUUGGGGCAAGAGUCUGGAUACGUCUACGACUCGUGAAGGCGGGCGGUUGGGAUGUUGCUUUCAUCGUUAUGGCAAUGCUCUGCGCCAUGGCCAACUCCGCCGUGGUCACCGCGGCUAUUCAUCAUGGCAUGGGCAAGCAUGGAUCCGAACUUUCGGACUAUGAUCGGGUCCAGGCAAGUAUGCUGGAUUGGAUAUCACAAAGUCUCCAUGUGUUGUCCACGAAUUGGGGGAAGGUCUCGGUCGCGCUACUCCUGGUUCGAAUCAUUCAGAAUGCGAAUAAUCACAAGUAUUACUUUUAUGCCGGCAUGGUCCUACAAACAAUUUUCAACGUGGUGUGCGUCUACACCAUUUUCGGUCAAUGUACACCUGCAGCAACGCUCUGGGACCCGAGUGUAAAGGGAUCCUGUUGGAGUCCGGAAAGCCAGAGGGAUUAUGCAUUCUUUCAAGGCUCUUUCUCUGCGUUCACAGAUUUAGUCCUGGCGAUCUAUCCAGCCAUCACCAUCUGGAACUUGAGCAUGCCCCGAAAAUUAAAAGCCGGUCUUGCCGCUCUGAUGUCGCUUGGUGUGAUUGCCAUGAUAGCAGCGAUCGUCAAAACCAUCAAUAUUGCUUCGCUAACAGCCCGAAGUGACUACACGCAUGAUACAAUGGACCUCGCCAUCUGGGCUUGCACAGAACAAUAUCUGAUCAUUAUCGCGGCUUGCAUCCCAACAUUAAGACCUCUCGUCAACCAGAAAAUAGCAAAGAGGCUAUUCAACUCAUCAAAUUACGUUCACGGCAAAAGUGUUUCUAAUCCGAAAAGAUCGAAACGACUGAGCCUUCGCGGCAACGAUUAUGACAAAACUCCCAGCGACCCAUAUGGCUAUCCCUUGACAGCUUGCAGCGACCAUCGGUCUCGUACACCAGAGCAAAAUCAGGAGGAUCCUGAAGCCCAACUGGUUCAACCGCCUGCGGCAGCUAAAGGACCGAGUAGCAUUACUAAGACGACACAAAUUUCGCAACACUUUUCCAACUGGCAGGUGUUGCCGGAAACCAACGAAAGAUUUUAG
Venustampulla echinocandica is the source of this 1113-nucleotide messenger RNA. RefSeq names its product Integral membrane protein. The coding region runs from base 1 to 1113 and encodes 370 amino acids. The record is from RefSeq and is a predicted model, not a curated record. Lineage: Eukaryota; Fungi; Ascomycota; Leotiomycetes; Helotiales; Pleuroascaceae. The transcript is spliced from 4 exons.